CCGAAAAAGAGACUCGAAUCUACCACGACCACCAUCCGCGGUCCAUUUGCGUUCUCUUCCCUGCCCGGGAAGGUGGAUCAAAGAAAGGUAGCUUGCUUCUCUCCUGGACUGAUGGCGUUUUAUGUAGUGGUCGGCCUUCCUACCAGAAUGCCUUCUUGGUCGAAGAGCCAUUUUACUAGUAAGGGUGCAGGAAGCAAAAAAACUUGCGCGAAGGACGUUUUCUUCUCUGCCUUCUCCUCUCCAAAGGCCAAGGGAGAGACUGCAUCCCUUUCCUUCGGUAGCUCUUUUGGUUUCCCAAGGAUAGCGGUAGCUGGGGCAAAGCCCGCUUUCUUCGUUUUUCGAAUGAGAGAGAAAGUCAGAGGAAAAAACACGUUCUCUCUGUGCGAGAUCCGAAAGUGGAGAACGCAUAGCAUUCUCUGGGCACAUAGGAUCAAACGUAAAGCAGCGCUCUCUUGGCAGAGUUUUAGGCGGCAAGAGAUUUUAGGGCUUGUUGGAGCUUCUGAGCAUAACGAAUCGAAGCCGAAGACGGAUCAAGGCUUUUAUACCAAGGCGAUAGACGAAGGACCGAAGAAUGGAACGUGCAAAGUCGAUCGUGCACCUGUCACUUAUAUAAUAGCCAGUCAUCAAUUGGAAGCGGGCAAGAUGGUGAUGAAUUGGUCUAAACCUUCGACUAGCGACUUAUUGCGACCUGCCCAGAAUGCCAAUACAUACUAAACCCUUGUUCACACAGCGAAAAAAGGCCGAGUAGAAGAAUAAUAAAAUAAAAUUUUGUAGUAAUCUUAUUAUUCUACUUAGUGUAUUUAAUAACCUAUCUUUAUAUCCAGGUGUUAUACAAGGGUUUUGUAGUUCCUUAUUUAUUUGCGUUCUUUUUUUGGCCCAUUCUCUAUGGGAAUCCCCAAUCCGCCUUGGGGGAAACCUCUCCGAGCGAAACGAAAGACCCUUGCGGGGAACACUCGAGAGAGGAAGGAGGAUCAUCCACAUCCUGCUCAGCGGACGCUAUUCAGCAGCAGCUGAAGGUGAAGGACCGACUCUUUAAAGAAAACUUAUCUAUUAAAAAAGAAAUAAGUUCCUUAGCGGAGGAGGAAUUCCAAAGAGAAAAAAUAGCAUAUCCAAUCCUGCGGGACCUAUAUUCCCGAACAGAAGUGAUAGAGAAAAUCUGUUCGGAAGAGUUCAUCACUAACGAUGAGGCACGGAGAGGAAUCUCUCCCGAAGAGGGAGAAGAGGGGACUCCGUCCUCUUCUCAACUUCUCCGUCCCCAU
This is a messenger RNA of Sesamum indicum (sesame), 1259 nucleotides long. Its product is annotated as large ribosomal subunit protein uL2mz, N-terminal part. NCBI's taxonomy places the organism in Eukaryota, Viridiplantae, Streptophyta, Magnoliopsida, Lamiales, Pedaliaceae. Gene Ontology annotation, cellular component: ribosome; mitochondrial large ribosomal subunit. Gene Ontology annotation, biological process: mitochondrial translation. Gene Ontology annotation, molecular function: structural constituent of ribosome; RNA binding. The record is from RefSeq and is a predicted model, not a curated record.